GCAAACCAAAACUAAAGAUAUAAAAGAAGUUGGGCCCUUUAUUUUCGGAGAAGGAAAUCCACCACCUCCAUCACAACUCCCUCUGCUCUCACCAAUGGCUGACGAUAAGAAACCCACCUUCUCCUCCGUUUGGCCCACCGUCAAGCCCUUUGUUAAUGGCGGUGCCUCCGGCAUGCUCGCCACCUGUGUCAUUCAACCCAUUGAUAUGGUCAAGGUCAGAAUUCAACUUGGUCAGGGAUCCGCUGGCCAGGUCACAAGAACCAUGCUUAAGGAAGAGGGUUUUGGUGCCUUUUACAAGGGGUUAUCUGCUGGAUUGCUCAGACAAGCUACAUAUACUACAGCAAGACUUGGAUCUUUUAAGAUGUUGACAAACAAAGCAAUUGAAGCCAACGAGGGAAAGCCCCUUCCACUAUAUCAGAAGGCCUUAUGUGGGCUCACAGCCGGUGCUAUUGGAGCAUCUGUUGGUAGUCCAGCGGACUUAGCUCUUAUUCGCAUGCAAGCAGAUGCAACUUUACCUGCUGCCCAGCGCCGAAAUUAUAAAAAUGCCUUCCAUGCACUUUACCGCAUUCUUGCAGAUGAGGGGGUUUUAGCUCUUUGGAAAGGUGCAGGCCCCACUAUUGUAAGAGCAAUGGGAUUAAACAUGGGAAUGCUUGCUUCAUAUGAUCAAAGUGUUGAGUUCUUCAAGGAUAACCUUGGUUUUGGCGAAGCUGCUACGGUGUUGGGUGCCAGUACGGUAUCAGGAUUCUUUGCUUCAGCGUGUAGUCUACCCUUUGAUUAUGUGAAAACUCAAAUUCAGAAAAUGCAACCUGAUGCUGAGGGAAAAUUUCCCUACUCUGGUUCUUUGGAUUGUGCCAUGAAAACUCUCAAGGCAGGAGGGCCGUUAAAAUUCUACACUGGAUUUCCAGUGUAUUGCGUGAGAAUUGCCCCCCAUGUCAUGAUGACUUGGAUUUUCCUAAACCAGAUUCAAAAGGUAGAAAAAUCAUUCGGGUUAUGAAGGACUGACCAAGAUGAUGGAGAUCCUUUCCAAGUUUAUUUCAGGCUUCAACAAUUAUGGUUUUCUUUCCCAUGUGGUUCUUUGACCAUGUUGUAAUCUAACUUUCUUUGAAUAUGGAAUUCCAGGCUUGAGUUUAAAAGCGUUUUAAUUA
Messenger RNA from Cucumis melo (muskmelon), 1145 nucleotides. RefSeq names its product mitochondrial dicarboxylate/tricarboxylate transporter DTC. The coding region runs from base 95 to 994 and encodes 299 amino acids. The transcript has 6 exons. Gene Ontology annotation, molecular function: oxoglutarate:malate antiporter activity. NCBI's taxonomy places the organism in Eukaryota, Viridiplantae, Streptophyta, Magnoliopsida, Cucurbitales, Cucurbitaceae. The record is from RefSeq and is a predicted model, not a curated record.